This is a messenger RNA of Oncorhynchus masou masou (cherry salmon), 3968 nucleotides long. RefSeq names its product XK-related protein 4-like. Gene Ontology annotation, biological process: engulfment of apoptotic cell; phosphatidylserine exposure on apoptotic cell surface; apoptotic process involved in development. Gene Ontology annotation, cellular component: plasma membrane. The transcript is spliced from 3 exons. The record is from RefSeq and is a predicted model, not a curated record. Bases 118 to 1962 code for a protein of 614 amino acids. NCBI's taxonomy places the organism in Eukaryota, Metazoa, Chordata, Actinopteri, Salmoniformes, Salmonidae.
AGAGUAAGUCGCCCAGCCCAGUAUAUCUUCGCCUGGAAAAUAGAAGCCAAGGGGGAGACGAGAAAACGGGAGGAGAAAAUACAGUGUUGGCAGGAGGAGAAAGAGAAAGCUACGAUAAUGGCCGCUAAAUCGGAUGGGGUAUUGAAAAUGAAAAAGAGCGAUGUAGCUUUCACGCCUUUGCAGAAUUCGGACCACUCGGGCUCAGUACAAGGACUCGUUCCAGGAUCGCAGCCGGAUUCGGGAAUUGGGGAUGGGGACUUCGUGAAUGGGGAAUCUCGGUGCUGUGGAUCUAAAUCGACAUGUCUUCGCCUUGGCAGAGAGCAGCAAACUAAGUACACGAUAUGGGACUGUCUAUGGAUCCUCGCCGCAGUGGCGGUGUAUUUCGCCGAUGUAGGUACCGAUAUUUGGCUUUCUGUCGACUAUUACCUCCGUCGCGAGUACUGGUGGUUCGGACUCACACUAUUUUUUGUGGUGCUAGGGUCGUUCUCCGUCCAAGUCUUCAGUUUCCGAUGGUUCGUCCACGAUUUCAGCACCGAGGAGAGCUCCAAUGCCGCCGGUGCGGCAAACUGCUCAUCCCACAUGGACGGGAAGCUGCUGACCGGUUCUGCUUCACAUGGAGACGUGGGCGCCCAACCGUCCACACCUCAAAAACAGGCAUCCACCGCUAGCAAGAGCAACACCACAAGCAACAGUAACAGCAGCACGGCAACCCGGACUAAUAAGCAAAGGUCGGCGUCCUGUUCUGUCUUUAUCUGGUCUGCGCAAUCCGUCAUCCACAUCUUGCAGCUUGGACAGAUUUGGAGGUAUUUCCACGCCAUCUACCUGGGCAUCCGGAGCCGGCGCAGUGGGGACCAUGACCGCUGGAGGUUCUACUGGAGGAUGGUGUACGAGUUCGCUGACGUCAGCAUGCUGCACCUCCUGGCCACCUUCCUGGAGAGCGCUCCUCAGCUGGUCCUGCAGCUCUGCAUCAUCAUCCAGACCCACAAACUGCAGGCCGUCCAAGGAAUGACAGCGGCUGCCUCCCUUGUGUCUCUGGCCUGGGCCCUGGCAUCCUAUCAGAAAGCGCUGCGAGACUCCCGGGAUGACAAGAAGCCAAUCAGCUACCUGGCUGUCAUCAUCCAGUUCUGCUGGCAUUUCUUCACCAUCGCUGCCCGGGUCAUCACCUUCGCCCUGUUCGCCUCCGUGUUCCAGCUCUACUUCGGCAUCUUCAUCGUCCUGCAUUGGUGCUUCAUGACCUUCUGGAUAGUCCACUGCGAGACCGAGUUUUGCAUCACCAAGUGGGAGGAGAUUGUCUUCGACAUGGUAGUGGGCAUCAUCUACAUCUUCAGUUGGUUUAAUGUGAAGGAGGGUCGUACUCGGUGUCGGCUCUUCAUCUACUACUUUGUGAUCCUGCUGGAGAACACUGCUCUGAGUGCCCUGUGGUACCUGUACCGCGUCCCUCAGAGCACCGACGCCUUCGCCGUCCCCGCCCUCUGUGUCAUCUUCAGCAGCUUCCUCACCGGCAUCGUCUUCAUGCUCAUGUACUACGCCUUCUUUCACCCCAACGGGCCCCGCUUCGGACACUCGCCGAGCCUCGUGCUGGACGACCCCACCGCUGCCUUCAUGCUGCCCACCGAGGGGGCCACCAACUCGCUGAGGUCCAAUCGGGGUGUGCCCCUCAUCUCGGGGGAUGGCACCAUUGGCAGAGACGCCAAAUACACUGAGAGGGACGGCUGUAUGCCCGUGUUUCAGGUGAGACCCACCGCCCCCUCCACGCCAUCCUCCCGUGCCCUACGCAUUGAGGAGACAGUCAUCAAAAUAGACCUGUGUCGGAAUCGCUAUCCGGCCUGGGAGAGGCACGUACUGGACAGGAGUAUACGCAAGGCCAUCCUGGCCAUCGACUGUUCCCCCACGCCACCCAGACUCCAGUACAAAGAUGACACUACUGUUCAGGAGCGUCUAGAGUACGAGACCACGUUGUAGCCCUGCACCGCUGCCUGGAUGAAGGAUCCAUGGAAAUGCUCAACUGUAAUAAAGGAUUACCACCAACUUGGAUUUACAGCAGGACUGUGGCAAUAAUAUGUUAUGAACUCUCUCUAUAUACAUACUAGCAUUGAACCGUGAUGUUGGUUGUCAUGGUUACAACUUCAGAAUAGAGAAAGUUGCACACUCCAUGUAUAAUUUCCCAGCAAUUCAAUGGAUAUUUACCAAUGUUUUGGCAUCACUGUGAUUUCCUCAGGCACAGGCACACUUCCUCACCCUGAGGAUGGCACAGUGAUGCCAAAACGUUGGUAAAUACCCAUUCAAUUGCUGGGAGAUUAUACAUGGAGGGUGAAACUUUCUUUAUUUUAAUAGUUUAUAGUUUAUUCGCCAUUCGUCAGCACCUCCACAUAAACUAUUAUUCGGGGUGUGCGUGCACCAGCUGUUUUUAUUGUGUUUUUUUUUUUUUACAACUUCAGAAUAGGCACAACUUACUAGUUGAUGUGACAGAGGGAUAUAUUCAUGUUUUCUAAACAGUUUUUUUAAUUUAUUUUUUAUUUGGUUGAUGUUGUUGUUAUUGUUCUUGUAGUUUUUACUUACCUCUGUCAGGGAAUCUCUUAUUUAAUAAAAGUCCACUGCACACACAAAUACAAAUCCCCAUAGUCUGUCAUAAUAACAGCAGCAUUCCAAUGAAUGACAUCAUGCCCUUCAUAAUAGGUGGGUUAUGAAGGUUCAUAAUAGGUUAUAACAGGUCGUUAUGAAGGUUGUCUGAGCUCUGCCAACCAGGUGGAACCAAGCAGAGGACCAUACAAAUCCUCAUAUGACAAAAGUACCAAAGUACUCUAUAUAGGGUCAUUGCUGGUUCCUGUUUACCUACGGCAUCUCAAAAAUCUGCAAUCAUCUCUACUACCACCAUCUUAGAUCUGCAAAGAUAGACUGUACAUUUACAGAUACUAGUAGUAUCCCCUGAUAUACAGUGGACGUGUUAUUGAUUUUUUUAAAAAGGUCAUCAAAUGGUCCUGAUACAUAUUAGGAUGGUUCUAGUUACAGUGGGCAAAAAAAAUUUUUAGUCAGCCACCAAUUGUGCAAGUUCUCCCACUUAAAAAGAUGAGAGAGGCCUGUAAUUUUCAUCAUAGGUACACUUAAGCUAUGACAGACAAAAUGAGAGAGAAAAAAUCCCGAAAAUCAAAUUUAUUUGCAAAUUAUGGUGGAAAAUAAGUAUUUGGUCAAUUACAAAAGUUUAUCUCAAUACUUUAUUAUAUACCCUUUGUUGGCAAUGACAGAGGUCAAAUGUUUUCUGUAAGUCUUCACAAGGUUUUUCAAGGUGGCUGACUAAAUACUUUUUUGCCCCACUGUAUUUCUGUGAUGUAAUUAGCAACAUGACUAGAGAGUUGUCUGUCAUAUUGUACACGUGUACUGGUCCCAAGUUCUGAUGUCAUCAGCCAUGUUGUGCUUGUGCCAAAAGGUCUGAAACUACUGGAUUGUGUGAACUGAGUCUGCAGGUCGGUGGCUGUGACAGCGCCAGUAACUGGACAGUACUAGAUUGAGGCUGGGCAGAACUACUAUUUACUUGAAUACAAUGUUGAAGAAAGAGUACUGUACCCGGGUAUCAUGCUGUUUAUAUGCUACAUAAAACCGAAAUGUUCAUGUACUGUGGAGAGACUGAAGGACAAACCUCAUCUUUGUUCUCGCCUUGAUAAAAGGCACCAGGCCAAAUACCUUCCUGGCAGCUCCCAUUUACAGUCCAGCCUCGUGCAGCUCUGGUCUGGGCUGCUGUGCGUCCAUCCGGCUGAUAAGGAUCAGUCUACUAGCUGGGCCACACAGACCUGUUCUGUAUGGGGAGGAGGAGAGGAGAGGAAGAGACGGGGACACAGACGAACAGCCACUUCAGCCAAACUACUCUCAUACCUGAAGCACCUGCAGGAUGUACUAUCAGAUUCAAGAUGCAACAUUCUUUUUAACGUUGUACGUAACUGAUGUGAAAAUUUUAUUGCCAUCCGUGCGUGUUG